Molecule: messenger RNA, 1446 nt
Organism: Gongylonema pulchrum
Lineage: Eukaryota; Metazoa; Nematoda; Chromadorea; Rhabditida; Gongylonematidae
Source: the annotation of a GenBank genome assembly
AUGACGAUGAUUAUGAUAAUGCUGAUUAUGAUUGUGGUGAUUAUGAUCGUGGUAAUUCUGACGAUUGUGGCUGAUUACGGCUACGAUGAACAUGGUUGUGAUCAUGAUCAUGAUGAUUAUGAUUAUAAACGCAACGACUAUGAUCAUUGUGGUCAUGGUGAUUAUGACUGCGAUUGGGAUUGUGACGACCAUGAUUAUGAUCAUGAUCAUGACCUUGAUUAUGACGGCAGUGGUUACAGCGAUCAUGGUUACGAUUACGACUAUGAUCGUUACGACUGCGAUAAUCAUGAUUAUGGUGAUUCGGUUGUGGUUAUGCUUACGAUUUUGAUUGUGAUGAUUAUGGUUAUGAUUACCACUAUGAUGAUUGUGGUGGUCAUGAUUACGAUGAUCAUGGUGACUAUGACUACGAUUACGAUUGUAAUUAUGGUGAUUAUGACGGUUAUGAUUAUGAUGAGCUCGAUUGUGGUUGUGAUUAUGAUUGUGAUUGCGAUUAUGAUGACUAUGAUCAUGGCUACGGUUAUGAUGGCUGUGUUUGUGAUUGUGAUGGUUGCGAUGACUAUGAUUGCAAUGAUUAUGAUCAUGACUACGAUGAUCAUGAUCGGUCAUGAUUAUGAUUGUGAUGAUCAUGACCAUGAUGAUUAUGGUUGUGAUUGUGACUAUGGUGGUCAUGAUUAUGAUCAUGACGAUUAUUAUUACCAUGAUCGUGAUUGUGGUUAUGACGGUUACGAUUGCGAUGACCGUGAUUAUAAUGAUUAUGAUCAUGAUGAUGACGGUUGUGGUUGUGGUGAUUAUGAUUGUGAUUGCGAUUACGAUGACUAUGAUUACGAUUACGAUGGUUAUGAUUAUGGCGAUCGCGUUUAUGAUGAUUAUGAUUAUGAUUGCGAUUACGAUAAUUGCGAUGAUUAUGAUUACGACUGCGGUUACGACUAUGAUUGCGACUGUGAUCAUGAUGAUUAUGACUAUGGUCAUGAUUAUGACGAUCACGAUGACUGUGGUGAUUAUGAUCAUGAUGAUUAUGAUUAUCAUGACCGUGACUAUGAUUAUGAUCAUGGCGAUUGUGAUUAUGAUGGGCAUGUUUUUGAUCACGAUUAUGAUGAUUACCACGAUCGUGAUCAUGACUAUGGUUGCGACUAUGCACAUGAUUACGGUCACGAUUAUGAUCAUGGUUGUGAUUACGAUUAUAAUUAUGAAUGUGGUGUUGGUAAUAAUAACAAUGAAGAUGGUGCCAAAACUUCCAAAACUGCUCGGGUUAUCAAUGUGAGUAUUCCAGGUACGAUGAAUGUCGGCGAUUUGAUCCUGGCGAAUACUUUGUUAUUUCAAUUGUCCGUACCAUUAAAUUUUCUUGGGUCAGUGUAUCGAGAAGUAAAACAGGGAUUGGUGGAUAUGCAGCUCAUGUUUUCGUUGCUCUAUCUCAAGAGCAAUAUCAUUACAAAUUUUCUUAUUUGA